AUGCCAGAAGAAGAACCAAAACUUGCUGGAGAGUUGGAAGGAAUGCCAGGAUAUAGAAAGAGUUGGGGAUUCUUGCAAAUAUCUGUGGACAAGAUCAAGACCCAGAAGAUUAUUCCAGUACAACCAUCACAAAGAAGACGGCGACAGAGGAGACAUUUGGUUAAAAGAAGAGUUGAUGUGAAUAUGCAAAGAGAUAUGCAUAUUAUGAGUUUGAUUCGAAAUGUUCAGAAAUUUCAGUUAGAGUGAGUUUCAUUUUCUUUAUCUACUGGAGCAAGUCUGAUUUAUUUUUUUUAGAGUCGAAGAGACAAUUGAAGGGCGUCCACCACGAGUAGAAAUCAACGCUGAGCCACCAGAGAGAAAAAUCAAGCGUCGUCGCGACAAACACUAUGAUUACUACCCAGUUUUUGAGCCACUUGCUCCAUGGACUUAUUUAAUUGAUGCUGCAGAAGAAUGCACAGUUACUGAUGAUGAAGAUGGAGAAUGUGAUUUAUCGACUCCACUCAUGUUUGCUGUUGAAUGCAAAGAAGAUGGCGAAUUCUUGCCAGCUCCAUUGUCUGAUGAAAUUGGCGAUAAAUUAUCGGCUUUGUAUCAAUCACCAAUCUCAGUUGCGCCAAAAGAGAAUUUCAUUACCAAAUUCUUGAAACGACAUGGAAUCACUGUAUAA
This is a messenger RNA of Caenorhabditis angaria, 664 nucleotides long. NCBI's taxonomy places the organism in Eukaryota, Metazoa, Nematoda, Chromadorea, Rhabditida, Rhabditidae. The record is from the annotation of a GenBank genome assembly.